CUCUUGUUUCUUGUUUUUGUUGCUUUUCACCCGUUUCGCAAAAUCGAUUGCACCACCCCACGAAAAUCAGCUGGUUUUGCUACAGCUGCUGCUGCUUGUUCGCGCAAUUUAAUCGCGAAAAAAGUGUGUGAUAACAAUGUGCUUCAAGUGAAAUCGUGAUCUCGACAACCAACCUCAAAAUGUCCCGCUGCAUGCUGAGUCCGCUGCGCCUGUACCGGACCAGUUCCGGGCUGCAGCACUAUUUGCCUAACCUGGCCCGUGCUUGCUUGUUUUCAUCGGAUUCCUCCUCGUCAUCGUCUUCGGGAGGUGGAAGCAAUGGCAACGGCAACAACAACAAGAGCUUUGUCCGCAACACGACGAUUCUGGUUCAGCAGGGCUGCGACAUUCAGGAACUUCCGGUGGUGGUGAGAAAGGUGGCGGAGGAUGAGUUUGUAGCGUUGAUUUCGAAUAAGAUCAUUGACUGUCAACCUGCUGCUGCGCAGAAGGAUACGGAGUUGGACGAGAUGGUCAAGACGUUGGAGGCAUGCCACACGGUGCAGGGCGUUUGUCUGGUGACGGACGGGAUUGGGGAGGAGUCGUUUUCGCCGGAUGUGGCUGUGCGGGCGUUGGAAAGGAUUUUGAAGUUGGAGAGUCUGCUGGAGUUGAAGAACUGGGAGGAUAAGCCGUGUUUUGAGAAGAUUAUCAAUUGUAUUGUGUACAGAGGACGGAACGAAACGGUGCUGGAUGUGAUGGACGGAUUGCGGAACUACUUGGAGUUGGCGAAGACGAUUGACAUGCUGGGGAAUGAGUUGGUUUAUCGGUGUUCGGAGAAUAAGCUGAGCGUGGAGCAGUGCUGCGAAGCGAUUGAAAGCUUAACCCAGUGCCGGCGGUUUGAGAUGGUGGAGAAGUUCUGGAGUGGAAUUGCUGACCAGGAGAAGCAGAUUAACGAUAAGAACAUCCAUCUGGUGUUUUCGAUCCUGCCCUAUCUGAAGAUCAGUCGCCGGGCUGUGCUGAACAUCCUGGAGCGUCGAAUUCCAUCCGUCUGGUGGCAAAUGUCCACGGGCUGUACGAUUGAUGUGUUGCAGUCGUUGGAGACAUGUAAAAUGUCGCCCUUUAGAAUUACCCAAACACUUGCCCGUUGGUUGAACACCAACAUUCACGCCGUCAGCGAGGAUCAGCUGGAGGCGGUGCUGGAAUCGUUCACGAAUUUGGGUUUCUCCGACAACCAAAUAGAACGAUCGAUCGAGCGGUACGUGAAGGCCAAAGGCAUCAAGGUGGUGUCGCAGAGCCUGAUCGUGUCGAUUUUGAAGCACUGUCAGACCUUCCGCCUGCGCAAUCCUCACAUCCUGAACGGCUGCAGCGAGUUCUUCAUCGCGAACCACCAGAACCUGGACCCGGGCUACCUGAAGGCAUUCCUCUGCCCGUUCGGCUAUCUCGACUUUCACCCGCUGAACAGCAACAAAUUCUUCGAAACCCUGGACAUGUAUCUGGAUCUCAACUUUAGCAAAAUCCACCCGAACGACAUCAUCCACAUCAUGUUCUGCUACGUUUGCCUCGAACGCUACCCGCUGCCCUUCGUCAACCGGAUCUUCAACCCGUACUUCCUCGACGUUCUGCACGCCCGAACCCGCCCGGAACGCCUCGACCGAGUACGCAGUCUGCUCAAGGUGUUCGACACCAGCCUCACCCUGGAAUGUCCCGACUAUGACGGUCCCCUCCUCCCGCGAGAUCACUCCGCCAAGGCGGUCUUUCACGACGGUCGCAUCAAACGCAUCGUCAACUACAUCAUCCCCGAGCUGGAAGAACUGGCCGGAGGCCCCAACAACAUGACCAAGUUCGCCAUCCUCCAGCACCUCCCCGUCAACGAGCUCUACCUCGUAGACGUAAUCUUUCACCCGCCCGGAAUGGGCAGCAUCUUUUCGCUCAACACCGCCAAAGAGCGCAACAUCAACGUGGCCGUCCUGAUCCACCUGCCCGAGUAUUACAACGCCAGCGGGGAACACCUGAUCGGGCCGCAGGCCAUGCGAAUCCGCCAUCUGCGCCGGCUCGGCCUCAAAGUGGUCACGCUCAAGUUUGACGUGCUGUACAAGCUGAAGGUGCACCCGGCCGAGCUGCGAAAGUAUCUGGUGGAACGGUUGAAGCAGGCGCUGGAAGCGCUUCCGGUGGCCAAGGGGACGGCGGCGGCUGCGGCGUCGACGAAGGAAGAUGGGCCACAGACUGAGCAGUAGAGCGGCGGGUUUUGUUUUGUGAUAAGCACACGUACAAUUUUGACUGGUUAGAAGUUAUUAGCUGGACUUACUAGAAUAUCGUAUAAAUAGUGUUUAAGAGUUGUAAACGGUUGACGACAUUAUUGUGAAAUAAAUCAGAAGCUUGUUCAA
Culex pipiens pallens (northern house mosquito) is the source of this 2357-nucleotide messenger RNA. Its product is annotated as FAST kinase domain-containing protein 3, mitochondrial-like. Lineage: Eukaryota; Metazoa; Arthropoda; Insecta; Diptera; Culicidae. Bases 180 to 2207 code for a protein of 675 amino acids. Gene Ontology annotation, biological process: regulation of mitochondrial mRNA stability; mitochondrial RNA processing. Gene Ontology annotation, cellular component: mitochondrial matrix; ribonucleoprotein granule. Gene Ontology annotation, molecular function: RNA binding. The record is from RefSeq and is a predicted model, not a curated record. The transcript is spliced from 2 exons.